Messenger RNA from Pseudogymnoascus destructans, 1074 nucleotides. RefSeq lists its product as uncharacterized. Bases 1 to 1074 code for a protein of 357 amino acids. The record is from RefSeq and is a predicted model, not a curated record. The transcript has 6 exons. Lineage: Eukaryota; Fungi; Ascomycota; Leotiomycetes; Thelebolales; Thelebolaceae.
AUGGUAUCGAGUCGCCCCCCGACAUGGCGGCGGAUCCAGAACAUCCCAGCCCACUUCACCGAGGCGCGGCUCAAAUCAUGCUUCCACAGCGACGACAAGAAGUGUAUUCAGAUCAAGUCGCUCGUGCCAGACGUAAGCAACUACGAUGGGGAUGGCACGCUAACAGCGACAAUGCUGUUCUCGCCGCAGGAGCUGCGGGAGCCGCGGGAGCCGCGGGCUGAGGAAUAUGACGACUUCGACAUGGACAAGGACUUUAUCGGCUUCACGCCGCUCAACAAUCCAGGCAAGGAUGUCUGCGCGGAGGAUAGGCCUCUUAUCCUAAUUGGCCAUAGCCUCGGUGCCAUUAUCAUCAAACAGCACCGCUCACGCCUCCUAGUGCGCACCCUCAUCUUCUUUGUGGCCCCACACAACGGGCUCGAAGUGACAGCAUUAGAGACACUUGUGAAGGGCCGCCCAACACAGACGCUGAUCAGCGAGCUGAAGCGCGAAUCGCCGUCUAUCACAGCGGUUCCGACACGUGGCCAAGGACAUGGCAAUCCACACUGGGAGCGGCACGGCGAGGCAAAAGUGAUGGUGGAGCGGUCGUCGGCGCAGCUCAACUUCGAACCAGAGAAACGUGCAAGGAAGUCUACGGCGACCAGAAGGAGAUCGCGCGGCUGCGGAGGCGCUGGUGGACCGUCAUCUCAGCUUCCUGCGCCUCAAUAUCACCUGCCAGCACCGACCGCGCCGCCGCAGCAAACUGGUGCCCAGGUAGUUGAGCUGGAGGCGCUGGCAACCAAGAUUGUGGCGGAGGAGGCAUCGGCUGUGAAGCCAGAUCCCGGUGUCAGAGGCGGCAAAAACACCACCGAGUACAGGUGGGACUACGAGGGCGGCGACCAUCUAAUAUGCGACAUCUGCUACGACGAGUUCCCUAAGAGCGAGGAGCACUUUCAAUGCUCCAUCUGUAGGGAUGGCAACUACAACAUCUGCCGAGACUGUGACACCCCGUGUCUAGGGGGUCAUGACAUGACGUUGCGCUGCCAAAGGAUAAUGAGAACAACAACCAAGAAAAGGACAAGGCCGGCUCUAGAUUGA